Thermothielavioides terrestris NRRL 8126 is the source of this 849-nucleotide messenger RNA. RefSeq lists its product as uncharacterized. NCBI's taxonomy places the organism in Eukaryota, Fungi, Ascomycota, Sordariomycetes, Sordariales, Chaetomiaceae. Bases 111 to 656 code for a protein of 181 amino acids. The record is from RefSeq and is a predicted model, not a curated record. The transcript has a single exon.
AAAGCAGCAUUUGGAGCCGAUCAAGUUUGAUGCCGCGGUUAGCCUUCUAGCGCCGAAGCCAGCCCUGUUUCUCGAUCUUCUUCGGCGCAUCCAUCUCCACUUCCUCCAAAAUGACGUCGUCCAUUCCUUGUCCUUUCCUGAAGACCGCCGGGUAUCUGGCAGUCCGUUGGGGAGCCAAGAGCCGGAGCACAUCGUACGGAAGGCAGCGCUUCGGAACAAUCGCCGCGAGCCGUCACACUGGCACGGUAGAACCAGGACUCAGUUAUAUCAAGCUCACGAGACGCAUAAUAGCGGAGCCAGAAUUACCCCCUCCUCACCUCCCCGGAGACCAGCGAUUUGUCCCCAUACGCUCUCGGGCCUCUUCUGUUUUCCAUAUUGUUUCCGGCUGGUUUAUUAAGUCGUACCGAAACAGGGACAAACAUCUGAUGGUGGCAUUUGUGCACAAGCACAAGGCACAUUACGCCCUGAAGGCGCCUCUCAACUACGGCGGCGAAGACUCUCGACGGACUCGACACCAACAUUCCCACUUCAUGAGUUUGUGGGCCUUGCACCUUACCCCGCAACAGAACUUUCGAACGUCGCAACCUCACAUCGGCUUGCCCGCACCCAAGCAGCCGGAGCUUUAUCCAUCAAACGUGAUUUAUUAUCCCCACUAGCGGAUCCCACAGGAGAAGAGAGCCCGAGAUCUUCGGAUAUCCGUUGUAACCAACCAGCAAGUCCAGCAUCCAAUCGCAAGGCCGAACCAAGUUCCGUCGCCCCCUUCACUCACCCCAGCAUCCCAGCAUCUCGGUCCCUCCUCGCAAGGAAGAUGGCCACAGCGAUAUCCUGUGAGAAAGAAGUCGACUGCAG